UAAAAGACUUAUAAGAAUGUCUGAUUUGCUGGACGUUGAUGACAUUACCAUGGGCGAAUACAUGGAGGAAUUGGAUGUCGAAUGGCCUUGUUCGGAAAAUGGUCCUUCUGAACGAAAGUCUUCUUGGUUUUGGCUUCGUGAAGUAACUUCGCAAGAUGCAGAAAAUGGGAUGGAUGUGCAAGGAAUUACGUGGGAUUCUUUCAACGUUACUCGUCAGCGGUAUCGUGAAUUACGGCUCAUAGACUAUAAAAAUUAUGAGAAUGUUCAAAGAUCGCAUGACGAAAUCAAGAAGGAAAUUAAGCCUGUUCGAACAGAUUCCCAAUUUUACAAGUUCAAAUAUACCACGCUUUCACAUAAAUGUUCUAUUGUACAUUUUCAAUUGCGGAAUCUGCUAUGGGCAACCGGAAGAAAUGACGUGUUUUACACAUAUUCUUCACGUAUUGGAUACUGGAAUUCAAUAAUGAAAAAAUCCAAAGUAGCAUUGGAUCUUAAUUACAAUAAUCGUAACGCAGAAACUCCCUUCGAAAUCAGCACAAUCGCUUGCAAAGAUAAUUAUUUACUUGUUGGUGGGUUAUAUGGUGAAUAUGCGUGUCGAAGGCUCGAUGCAGAUCCUAUCCAUUUUGGAACAAUAACUACGGAUUCUAAUGGGAUAACAAAUCACAUGGAUAUUAUUGAAUCACGAACAGGAGGCAUUGUCGCAGUGAUAUCAAGCAAUGAUAAAAAAUCUCGAAUAAUGGAUCUCGCAACAUUGAAAUUUAUUGAUACUUAUGACUUUCAAUGGCCAGUUAAUUGCACAGCCGUGAGUCCAAAUAAAAAAUUAUUGUGUGUUGUCGGUGAUGAUACUGACACCGUAAUUGCAAGUGCAGACUCGGGAAAAAAUAUUGCGACUCUUAAAGGUCACAUUGAUUAUUCGUUUGCAUGCUGUUGGAGUCCAGACGGACGAAUUAUUGCAACAGGAAAUCAAGAUAAAACAACCAGGUUGUAUGAUAUGAGGAAUCUAUCCAAAGCGUUCAACGUACUGGGUGCGAAAAUAGGUGCCGUGAGAUCACUUCAUUUUUCUGAAGAUGGACGUUAUUUAGCUAUGGCAGAACCAGCUGAUUUCGUGCACAUAUUCGAUGCACAUACUUUUGAUCGAUCUCAAGUAAUUGAUUUGUUCGGUGAAAUUGCGGGUGUCACUUUUACUCCGGAUACAGACGGAUUAUACAUAGCAAAUGCCGAUGAAAACUAUGGGUGUGUCUUGGAAUAUGAAAGGAGGCAUUCGGCAAAUCACUUAGAGAAUAUUUUCCUAUAA
This is a messenger RNA of Dentiscutata erythropus, 1291 nucleotides long. Lineage: Eukaryota; Fungi; Glomeromycota; Glomeromycetes; Diversisporales; Gigasporaceae. The record is from the annotation of a GenBank genome assembly.